Molecule: messenger RNA, 1879 nt
Organism: Cimex lectularius (bed bug)
Lineage: Eukaryota; Metazoa; Arthropoda; Insecta; Hemiptera; Cimicidae
Product: ADP-ribosylation factor-like protein 6-interacting protein 1
Exons: 5
Coding region: 456-1079 (207 amino acids)
Source: RefSeq, a predicted model, not a curated record
UUUGAAUUUUCGCUCCUUUACAUAUGUUAGUACUUUUCGUCCAGGAAUUACAAGCCACGAUGUUUUAGAAACACUGAUCAAAUUUACAAAAAAAGUAGGCAAAAUCCGAGGAAUAGAAAUGAAAGAAAUUUGUUCAAAAGUUAACAAAAUUGUCUGAAGGCGUUUUUAAAAAAAAAAGACAUCUGUAAAUUCCGUAGUCACUUUUUUUGCGCGUUAACCUAUGACAAUUUAGUCAACAGAGGGAAUGUUUGUACCUGUCUGGAAAGUAAUGAUUGCCCUCUUUUGAACAAAUUCCCCAAUUUAACGGUUGUUUAUCGGGUUACAUUUCAAGAUUUAACUUAUCCGACUCGGAAAAGCCGAUUGCACCUCACUCGGACAUUUAUUUUUUUAAAGCUUAAAAAUAUUCCUUAAAAAAACCUACCCGUCUGGAGUGUUGAAAAUAUAAAAAUUCGACAAUGACAGAAAUCAACUCGCUGCCGUCGUUGUUGGAAGCCGACACCUACUCAAAGAGGAUCAAACGGGCCCUCGACAACUCGAGGGAGUUCACUCUUUUUGUUAAUUCUGUCCUUCUCUGGAGGAAAACAGCCUACCCAUGGGCGAUAUUUGCAGUCAUUUCUUUUCUCUUCAUGGAGCUUGCCUAUUACGAUCCUUCAUUCCUCACUAUGAUCAGCUUGGUUUUCCUCUUUUUUAACCUGUUGGACUAUUUCGGGCCACUCGUCAUCUCAACAAUUUGGAAACAAGAGAAUUGGUCCGCCGCCAAAGAAAGAGAGUUGGAAGAUAUAUGCAAAUCGCUCGCUCAUUGCUACUUAUCAUUUAAACACUCGUGGAAUUCACUUAUGGAAAUUAAAACAAAGAAACCUAACUUGUACUAUCCUUCGGCCUUUAUUUCAUCAUGCAUGCUGGCUUGGGUUGGAAACAAUGUAAAUAAUUUUUUCCUGACGUAUCUCCUAGUUCUUUUUGUUUUAAUGCUCCCGGCUCUUUCUCACUACGGGCUGAUUCACAAAUACUACAACAUGGGACUCGCCUACGCCAUGAAUUCUCUCAAAGGUUAUUCAGGAGCGAAAUCGAAAGUUCAGUGAGCGCCGGCGACAAAUGUGACAAGUUGGCGAAACUUUAUAGGGGAAAAAGAAAGGAGUAUAAUGGGGAUAUGAUUUUUAUCAUUUUGCAUAGCAGUAUUGGGUUGAUGUGAAAAAAAAUCUGGAAAAACAUAAAAAAAUCCACCAAAAAUUUUUUUUCUUUCUUUUAUCAUGACAGUAUUUUUUACUUAUAAAGUCACAGAAUCCUACACAACCGAACAUAAUAUUGUUCAUUAAAAAACAAAAAAGAAAAAGAAAAAAAAAAGACUUAUAAAGAACAUUGCCAAAUAUUUGUGAUUUGUUUUAAUAUUUGUUGGAAGUGAUGAAUUUUGAUACGAUCAUAGGCUGUGUUCAUUGUUUUCAGCAUAUCUUUAAUUUUUCUAAAACAGUCAUGAUCAACAUUAUUGUACGAUAUUAAAAAUAGGUUUUAUUGUUUAUUUUUCAUUUUUACUCCAUUAAAAAAACCUGAUGUUUUAAAUUGUACGCAUACGAUAAAACGUUAAAGUUUAUCUUUAAACAAGUCUUGGUUUAAUUAUUGUACUGUACAAUUUAACUGUCAUACAAUUUGUUUAACUUUUAUUUUGUUGACAUUAUUUAUAGAAUUAAAAAAAUAUAUAUAUUACAGUUCCCAGAACACCAUCACUAAUUUACUUGUCCAAAUUUUUGUGUAUGAGUUAAUUUUUGGCACCGUUAACACAUUUAGUGCACAAAGCUUUUAUUUUAAAUUGUAUACGUGGAUAUGUAUUGUCUUGUUCUGUAUUAAUUAUAGUUGUAAACACUAGACUGAACGUUUUUGUCUUUAA